AAUUCAUGACAAUGAGCGUGGCGACCACCAUGACGAAAAUAAGGAACCUGAGGAGCCCGGAAUGCGUGACAUCACAGCUCCUCCCAGCUACCUAAGGCGCCGCGCGCUCUCUGACCUCACAAACACGGCUUCUCCUGGCACGGGCUGGUUACGCCCUCCAGCUGCGCCCCCUACACGACGACAGACGCGUCCCCCAGCCCUUCUCCCGUCCUACCACUUGUGGCGGCCAUGAAGGGGACCCCCAGCUCCCUGGACACCCUGAUGUGGAUCUACCACUUCCACAGCUCCACCGAGGUGGCCCUCCAGCCCCCGCUUCUGUCUUCCCUGGAACUGUCCGUGGCCGCAGCCCAUGAAUAUCUGGAGCAGAGGUUCAGAGAGCUGAAGUCCCUGGAGCCACCGGAGCCGAAGCUGCAGGGGAUGCAGGGGAUGCAGGGGAUGCAGGGGAUGCAGGGGAUGCAGGGGAUGCAGGGGAUGCAGGGGAUGCAGGGGAUGCUGCCUGCCCCGAAGCCCACCCUGGGGCUGGUGUUAAGAGAAGCCACAGCCAGCCUCGUGAGCUUCGGCGCCACCUUGUUAGAGGUGGGGUACUGGGGGGCUCAGGAUACGCGGCGAUCGGGCAGCGGGAACAAGGACCUCUGCCUCCCCGCUAACCCUUGUGCCCCCAAUGCAGAUCUCCACCCUGUGGCUGCAGCAGGAGGCGCGGCGACUAGACGGCAGCGCGGGCCCAGCCCCAGACGGCAGGGAUCCGGGUGCAGCGCUGAGCCGGGUAGCCCAGGCCGCAGGGCAGGGGGCUUGGCAAGCUGGGGCUGCGGUGGGCGCCGGCGCCCGGCUCCUAGUCCAGGGAGCGUGGCUAUGUCUGUGUGGAUGGGGUCUGCAGGGGUCUGCCUCAUUCCUGCGACAGUGGCAACAGCAGCUAGGCCUCGGAACCCCCGGAGAACCGGUGAGCUCGGGACGCGGGGUGAGUUAGGGGCCAGAGGCGGCGGGGCUAGGGAGGCACUGAGCCGGACCGUCCCCCAACAGAGCUACGCAGGAGACCUCCAGGUGACGUCCAGCAGCAGUGAGGACAGCGGACCAGGGAAUCCAUCCCUGUACCAGCCCCACCCAGCGUCCGAAUAAAGCCCAGGGCGGGGCGAGACAGCCAGAGCUUU
Messenger RNA from Pongo pygmaeus (Bornean orangutan), 1145 nucleotides. It is a transcript of the gene C19H17orf107, whose product is annotated as chromosome 19 C17orf107 homolog. Lineage: Eukaryota; Metazoa; Chordata; Mammalia; Primates; Hominidae. The transcript has 2 exons. The record is from RefSeq and is a predicted model, not a curated record. Bases 229 to 1113 code for a protein of 294 amino acids.